AAAGAUUAUCCAUAUAGCUAAUUUGGACAAUUUGAAGAGUUUCUUUGGAAUUUCGACCGUUUUCUUCAAAAUGAAUACUGAAAAGGUUUAUGAAGCUGUUUCAAGACUUUCGAGAGACUAUUAGAACGCGAAAACAUUAUCCAUAUAGCUAAUUUGGACAAUUUGAAGAGUUUCUUUGGAAUUUCGACCGUUUUCUUCUGUUUUCAAGACUACUCUGCCUUCAAAAUGAAUACUGAAAAGAGUUUCUUUGGAAUUUCGACCGUUUUCUUCUGUUUUCAAGACUACUCUGCCUUCAAAAUGAAUACUGAAAAGGUUUAUGAAGCUGUUUCAAGACUUUCGAGAGACUAUUGGAACGCGAAAAGAUUAUCCAUAUAGCUAAUUUGGACAAUUUGAAGAGUUUCUUUGGAAUUUCGACCGUUUUCUUCUGUUUUCAAGACUACUCUGCCUUUAAAAUGAAUACUGAAAAGAGUUUCUUUGGAAUUUCGACCGUUUUCUUCUGUUUUCAAGACUACUCUGCCUUCAAAAUGAAUACUGAAAAGGUUUAUGAAGCUGUUUCAAGACUUUCGAGAGACUAUUGGAACGCGAAAAGAUUAUCCAUAUAGCUAAUUUGGACAAUUUGAAGAGUUUCUUUGGAAUUUCGACCGUUUUCUUCUGUUUUCAAGACUACUCUGCCUUAAAAAUGAAUACUGAAAAGGUUUAUGAAGCUGUUUCAAGACUUUCGAGAGACUAUUGGAACGCGAAAAGAUUAUCCAUAUAGCUAAUUUGGACAAUUUGAAGUUUCUUUGGAAUUUUGACCGUUGUAUUCCGUUUUCGAAA
This is a messenger RNA of Phyllotreta striolata, 816 nucleotides long. NCBI's taxonomy places the organism in Eukaryota, Metazoa, Arthropoda, Insecta, Coleoptera, Chrysomelidae. The record is from the annotation of a GenBank genome assembly.